AUGGUUCAAACAGCAGACUCAGACUUCAAGACCGAGUUCGCAGUCGAAAUGACUUGCGAGUCCUGUGUCAGCGACGUCAAGAAUGUCCUCGAGGGUGUCGAUGGUAUCAAGAAGUACGACAUCAACCUCAAGGAGCAGCGCGUUGUUGUUGAAGGCAGUGCGCCUCCAUCGGCCAUUUCGCGGUUGUUGAAGAACACUGGCAAGACCGUGAUUGUGCGCGGUUCAGGGGUUGCCCAGGGAUCCCAUGCUGGCGCCGCUGUCUGCAUCCUUGACAUCAACUCCGAUGACCCAAGCUACACAACCCUCCCCGGCACCGAGAAGCCCUAUGGCCUCGUCCGCUUCCUCCAAGUCAACACCGAAACCUGCGUCGUCGACGUGACCGUCCAGGGAUUGACUCCCGGUAACCACGGUAUUCACAUCCACGAGCUCGGCGACACUUCAGGUGGAUCGGCCACUACCGGUCCUCAUUUCAACCCCACAAAUACUACCCACGGCGAUGACUUGACUGGUCACGUUGGAGAUCUGGGCAACGUUGAGGUCGACGAGAAGGGCUGGGGUGAUUUGGUGCUCGAGUCCAAGAGGAUCAAGGUUUGGGAUAUUAUUGGACGCUCAAUGGUUGUUACCGAGAAAGCCGACAACCUGGGAAAGGGCUCCUGUGAGGCUUCGAAGGAGGAUGGCGCGUCUGGCAAGGGAAUCAUCUGCGGUAUCAUUGCUCGCUCGGCCGGUGUUUUUGAGAACGCCAAGAAGGUGUGUGAUUGCAGCGGCACGACACUUUGGGAGGAGGCUCGUAUUAUGGGCGGCGAGAAGGGCAAUGAGUUUUACUGA
Linnemannia hyalina is the source of this 825-nucleotide messenger RNA. NCBI's taxonomy places the organism in Eukaryota, Fungi, Mortierellomycota, Mortierellomycetes, Mortierellales, Mortierellaceae. The record is from the annotation of a GenBank genome assembly.